AUGACAACACCAAAUACAGACAGGUCGCUGGAAAAGGACCCAUCUGCCGUUGACGACAGCAGCCAUGUCGAAGCCGACGGGACCUGCAUCGAGACAAUCGACGCCAGAUCCGAGCGAAAGCUCUUGCUCAAGCUCGACCUGUACUUUGUCCCCAUCAUCAUGCUCGUCUACCUCACCUGCUUCCUCGACCGGAGCAACAUUGGCAACGUAAAGGUCGCCGGCAUGCCCGAGGACAUUGGCGCCUCGCCCAAGCAAUUCUCGACGGCCGUUUCCAUCUUUUACGCCACCUACGUCGCGUUUGAGCCGCCCUGGAGCGUCAUGAUGAAGUGGCUGACGCCGCGCAUCCUCCUCACCAGCCUAUGCGUCGUCUGGUCGCUGUGCACCGUCUUGACGGGCUUCAUCCACAACGUGGCAGGGCUGUACGCGGUGCGCCUCGUGCUGGGCGCCUGCGAGGCGGGCCUGUUCCCCGCGCUGAACCUGUACCUGACCAUGGUGUACAAGCGCCAGGAGCAGGCGAUUCGCGUGUCGUACCUGUUUGUCUGCACGGCCAUUGCGGGCGCGUUUGGCGGGCUGCUGGCCUACUGCCUGCUCAAGAUGGACGGCGUCGCGGGGCUGGCGGGCUGGCGGUGGGUGUAUAUCAUCGAAGGCAUCUUUUCCAUACUCGUUGCCCCGCUCAUAUGGUUUGGCUUGCCAAACGACCCGUCAAAGGCGUAUUUCCUCACGGACGAGGAGAAGCGCAUCAUGAAGGUUCGGGCGAUUCAGCGAGCGCAGUACAUGGGAAGUGAGGACUUUAGCUGGGAGGAAAUUCGCAUUGGGCUGAAAGAUCCCAAACUAUACAUGAGCGGCGCAAUCCAGUUUUGCCAAGAUAUUCUUCUCUACGGCUUUAGCACCUUUCUUCCCUCCAUCAUCGUCAGCAUGGGCUACAGCGUCAUUCAGGCUCAGUACCUCAGCAUACCGGUAUACAUUUUCGGCGGUCUCGCAUUUCUGGCAGCAGCCUUUAUAUCAGACCGUUACUGUAUCCGCGGCCCUUUGCUGUGGCUUACCAACGUGCCAGGUAUUGUUGGGUACGUUCUCAUCAUCUGCUCCUCCAGCAACGGCGUCAAGUUUCUCGGGACGUUUUUGUGCGCCGUCUCGGUAUAUAAUGGGCCCGGCUUGAACUUGACGUGGCUGAAUGUGAAUGUUGCGCCUCACUAUCGCCGCGCGACCGCGAUUGGCAUGCAGCUCAGCAUUGGCAAUUCGGCUGGUGUGGUCGCAGGGCAAAUCUAUCGCACGGCGCCUUAUAGGCUGGGCAACAUUUUUUCCGUCGCGGCGUUGGGGCUCUCGCAGGUCCUUAUUGUCGUGAAAUGGCUGUAUCUACGUCAGCAGAACCGGGAAAAGGAAAGAUAUCUGACGGGGGAGGAAGAUGGACGUCGAGUUCGAACUGGAGAUCGUGCGCCUGAUUUCAAAUAUCAUCUGUAG
Messenger RNA from Beauveria bassiana ARSEF 2860, 1458 nucleotides. RefSeq names its product major facilitator superfamily transporter. Gene Ontology annotation, biological process: transmembrane transport. Gene Ontology annotation, cellular component: membrane. Bases 1 to 1458 code for a protein of 485 amino acids. The transcript has 2 exons. Gene Ontology annotation, molecular function: transmembrane transporter activity. Lineage: Eukaryota; Fungi; Ascomycota; Sordariomycetes; Hypocreales; Cordycipitaceae. The record is from RefSeq and is a predicted model, not a curated record.